UUUUGCCUGUUAUGGGCUCUAAUGUGGCUGGCCAGGCCGAACUUGGUCUUAAAGACCCUUUUGCAGGCGUUACAAUAAAGUUGGCCAGAUGAAUUGUACGUAUACGCGUAGGAGGGCUUCGGUCUGUCUUUGCGUCAAAUAAAAAAGCUAAAAAAGCGUUACAAUUUUUCAAAAAGUCUGCUGGCUGAACGGACUAGAUAUGCCCCCUCCGUGCCUUCCGACAUCAGACCGCCGCACCGCAUCAAAGGCGCUCUCUUUCCGCUCGCAGGCCAAUUUAUCGGAAUGAAGGGCCAUAAUAUAAUGGGAUUCUGUGGCUGCAGCUCAACAUGCUCAAUAAAUGUGCUCGACAUGCAGCCUUCUAAUUUACAAUUUAUUUCGCUUUGCAAUUCAAAGAGGAAUGCUUGUAGAGUCGGUGACGACAAAAUUUAAUCACAUUUCGGUUUUCGUUUAAAUUUUUAUAGAUCGUGUCAUUCACGACGACGCGUGCCUUGAUUCUUAUUGUCAUGUUUUCAAAGGUUAGAUUUGACAAAUUUGCGCAUCAUCGUGGAUGACACUACAGUUAUGUACACGUAGUCAUAUUAUUGAAGGUAUAACAAAUUUCAAUGCUGUCUGAAUGCCUGUCCUGGCAAUUAAUGGCAAUGAUUUGAUAUAAACAUUGGUAUUGCGAUGCUUUGAAAUUUUUGUUUUACUUUAUAUUUAUCAUUUUUAAGCUAAGGAAAAUAUCUUAAGUAAACCUGCAUAGAUUUGAAAUCAAACUUAAGAUGUAUAUGAAGUCCUUAAUAUAUAUUUUAUGGAGAGGCCUGAAGCCAACAGUGGGACAGGUGAUAAUGUUGAUUAAUAUGUCUGGAAAAACUACCCAAAUUUGACCUCAUAACCAGUUAAUACUAAUUCCACUAAGCUAACAUUGUCAGUUCAAAGGGAUGGCUAGCAGACAGGCAUGCGAGCCUAAUUGCCCGUUCACUCAGGUAACGCUAAUAUGGCACAUGCCGGAAUCACUGAGAAAACAUAACGGUUCAUUAGUCACAAAGCAGAGUAAAUACUACUACAUUUAUUUUAUUUCCCGCGGUGCUCGGCGAAAGACGCACAUAAUGCUGCUCGCACUAAUCCUCCUAAAUGUUCUCACAACGCUCGAAGCACAUAGACAGCGGAGGUACCUUGUGUACCCCGACGGCGGCCCGACCCGAGCCCAGUUCAUCAUUGGCUUAGGUAUUCCAGUGGAUCUCAAGGAGCAGGCGGUGACAGUCGGAACUGUUAUUAAGUUCCAAUAUUACCUUCCCUCAAACAGUACCGAGUACACUAGCAGAAUAUACGGAUUUGCUGAUACAGUGUCCAGAGAUAUGGAUGGAAAUAGUAAUACUGAAGAUAAAGACUCAGAAUCUAGGAAAAUAGCUGUUGAUGAUGACGAUGAUAAAGAAGAAUCGCAAGAUGAUAUUAAUGAAAGCGAUGAAAGUAAAGAUUCUCAAGAAGAUUCUUUAGUUGAUAUCACUUUUAAUGACAGAAGAAGGCGAUCGUUAAUAUACUCUGAAGGUGGCGCAACACAAGAUAAAAAUGAGCUAACUUUAGAUGAAGCUAUAAGUCGACAGGAGCUUAUAGACCAAAAGGCAAGAGAAGAAGAGACAGGGCCACAGAGAAUGAACAGAUGGGACUUUUACAAAAUUAUUGAACAUAUGUCAGAAAGAUACGGGUACUCGGGUCGUCCGUGCCUGCUACGUACUAUCUGCGAGGCGGCUGAGAUCCCGUUUACGUAUGAGCAUGGCCUGCUGGGUGAAAUAGCACACAUUCUGUUUACGCCCUCCACAACCUCGGACGAAUUAUCGCACCACACAGACAACGAAUACCAUGCCGCAGAGCGUCUAGGCCGCAGCGCGGAUGGCAACUGCGAGUCGCUAUUCCCGGAAUGCGAAUCCUCCGUGUUGGAGACUUUUACGGAAAUUGGCGUUGAUACACUGCAUAAAUUUGGACUGUAUUGAUUAUAAAAAAGACAAUAGAGUUUUAUAUGUUUCAUUUCAAAAUCAUCAUUUAUUGUAACUAUUGCAGUAAUGCAGGUGACUGCACCGAGACCCUACUGCCGACUCGACGACAGAUAUCAAAUUAAAUAUAAAUUUCUUGAUAAAAUGGCAAUUUCUUACGUUUCUUACGACAAUACAGUUGGCUUCAUCAUUGCAGCUGUAUU
Messenger RNA from Cydia pomonella (codling moth), 2173 nucleotides. RefSeq lists its product as uncharacterized. The record is from RefSeq and is a predicted model, not a curated record. NCBI's taxonomy places the organism in Eukaryota, Metazoa, Arthropoda, Insecta, Lepidoptera, Tortricidae. Bases 921 to 1970 code for a protein of 349 amino acids. The transcript has 4 exons.